AUGCGAAUCGGUAUUCGAGAACAGUUGGCGGCCGUCGUUUUGGUCACCGCAUUGGCACCUCUUGCCGUCCUAGCCAUCGCCAUAUGGAUAAAUAAUCACAACUUAGUGGUCAAUGUCACUUCUGCAGAGCUCACCUUGGCCGCGAGUUUGAAGGCAUCACAAAUUGCAUCGGACCUCUUACUCAUCCAGGCAACCUGUGCAACUAUCGUGACGAGAAUAGUACUUCAGGAUGCACUCAAACAGUUCUAUCGAGGAAAUCUAUCGGAUAGCAACUGGACUGCCGCCAUAAGGGACGUUGAUGGAGCCUUAGCAAGCGGUGGAUUUUCGUCUCUCGUUCAGACGAUAGUAUACUCGCGGAACACAACUGGCAAUUCAAGUGGACUGUUAAGGGCGACCGCAAAUACCGCGGGGAUCCAGUUGCCUGAACAAUAUCCUAACGGAACGUAUGCAAUGCUUGGAGAUCCCGGUGAUUUAGGCUAUCCCACAGAACUGUACCCGAACAUCACAUACGGUGUAUCUAAUAAACAUGACCAUGUUGAUCCUACGGUAAACGCGGUAAACGCAACUGCAUUUCUGGAUUUUCCGCUGAACGCAACAUCGGCCCUCUUGCUUGGACCACUGCAAAUCAACAACUCCUAUGCGCUGGUGUCCUUGACUUUGCCAAUAGUAGAUGAUGGGAGGCCCGGAUUUGUCCUUGGCUUCAUGACAGUAGUUGCCGCAGCCACUGCGCUCAUCGAUGUAAGCCAGUCUCGCGAAGGGUUGGCCAAAACUGGAAUUGUGAUUUUAGUUGGACCUAACAGGCGCGAAAAUCUGUUCAAGUAUACACAGCGGCCUGCCACCGACACUUACGCCCCUGCUGCAGGCGCAUUGGGAAAUGCCUCCGUUCGCUACAUUCUGCCUCCAGUUGCCGCUCCCGGAGACUCCGAUAGGCACUUGGCUUACAAUCAAGCUCUCAACAAGAGCAUUCGUUCGAACUUUAGCAUGGGCCUGUAUCCAGCUGCCGUAGCAGGAUUUGGAAAGCAAAACAGUGCCAUAAAUAACGCCAGUAGUAUUCUUACUACAACGAACGAAAACAAUGUUACUGUUGCCGUCGGAUAUGCUAGACCGCAAAGUUCUCUCGUGAGCUGGCUCCUGAUAGUGGAGCAAAGCCACUCUGAAGCAUGGGCGCCCAUUAACCACCUUAGGGCUAUUGUCUUGAGUUGUGUCUUCGGUACUAUUGGCUUCGUCAUUCUUAUUAUUCUGCCCAUUGCCCAUUACAGUGUCCGACCAAUACGAAGGUUGAGAGAUGCCACGGAGAAAUCAAUUGCACCUCCUGGCUACACGCCAAAUGGUAGUAUCAGAUCUGAAAGGCUUGACGAGGCAGAUCUAUCUGGAUGCGAACUCGGCGGUGAUGUAGAAGUGAGGAGAAGUCCAACGAGCACAUCUCAACGAUCAAAGAAGGGCCUAUUUAUGAAAUUGCGAAGGUUGGCGUACCCUGGGAAACAAAAAACUGAAACUGAGCGCACAGAGGAUGAAAGGAGGAGAGUCUUCAAGAUCCCAGCCAAAGUCCGGGAUCGAAAACACUUCAUCACUGACGAACUGACGGAAUUGACGAAAACUUUCAACGAUAUGUCCGAUGAGCUUAUGUUACAAUACGAAAGACUUGAACAGAAAGUGGCUGAACGUACACAAGAGCUAGAAAUAUCCAAGAAAGCUGCAGAAGCAGCAAAUGAGAGCAAAACUUUGUUCAUUGCAAACAUAUCCCAUGAGCUGAAAACCCCGCUGAACGGCAUUCUCGGGAUGUGUGCGGUCUGUAUGGGCGAAGACGAUUUGCCAAGAAUCAAACGGAGUCUACAAGUCGUAUACAAAUCUGGCGACCUACUACUUCAUCUCCUAAACGACUUAUUGACCUUCAGCAAGAAUCAAAUCGGGCAACAACUGAGCUUGGAGGAAAAGGAAUUCCGACUUAUUGAUAUCAAAACACAGAUUCUCACGAUAUUCACGAAACAAGUUCAGGAAGGCAAGAUCAACUUUGACGUCCAGUUUCUCAACACUGAUACUGAGCCCGAUUCGGUACCUUUCACUGAGAAAGUCUUGCCUGCAAUGGGACCUCAAGGCGCGGGCAGGUUAAAAGAUAUGCAUCUAUGGGGUGAUCAACAUCGAAUUCUCCAGGUGAUCAUAAAUCUUGUUAGCAACAGCCUCAAGUUUACGCCCGAAGGUGGCAAAGUUGAGGUUCGAAUUAAGUGCUUAGGAGAAGCAGAGACGGUCUCGGAUGGAAGCAGAAACUCCUUGGGAUCAAAGCAGUCUUCACAACGCACUUCCAGGAACCGUCAACGCAACGAUUCUGGCUCGACUUCUCAGGUCUCAAGGAAGCCUUCCAAUUCCGCAUCCAACCCAGUAGGGACCGCGUUGUUUUUGAAUGCUGCAGAUCCAAAAUCCACACCUCGAAUUCAUGUUCGUGAGAGAUCACCAACACCUCCCCCAGCCAACGCAAAGGUUUACAUUUUCCAAUUUGAGGUUGAGGAUACAGGACCGGGCAUUCCCGAACAUCUUAGAGACAGGGUAUUCGAACCGUUUGUCCAAGGAGACCUUGGUCUAAGCAAGAAAUACGGUGGGACUGGUCUUGGACUGUCCAUUUGCUCCCAGCUUGCUAGUUUGAUGGGCGGAAGUAUAUCUCUUGUUAGUAAUGAUGCUGUUGGUACUACGACAGGCUCGACUUUCACGAUGAAAAUACCGUUGAAAUACACCCGCUCACGAGCUCCGUCGACAAGCAGCUCUGAAAUACAUUCCAGGCCUGCCAGUGUGUCAGGCAACGCAGAAGGAAAUUGUGCAUCAACGCCCAAGAUACCUGGGGAUGCCAGUCCAAAGGGGGGAUUUGAGAAAGAUGCCCAGCCGCGACUGGUUGGUUUGAGCCAACCCUUUUUCGCCGCUGCUCCAUCCUCAUCUUCUACAAAAGAUUCUAAGGAGCAAUUUGCUGCACUUGGUACCGCCUCUGCUGGGAAAGAGCCAGGUUCGAAGCUUCGAGUCUUGGUGGCCGAAGACAACCUGGUCAACCAAGAAGUCGUGCUCCGCAUGCUGAAACUUGAGGACGUCUAUGACGUUGUUGUUGCGAAGGAUGGCCAAGAAGCCUAUGAUAUGGUCAAGGAGAGCAUGUCCAAAAAUCAGUUCUUUGACUUGAUCUUCAUGGACAUUCAGAUGCCCAAUUUGGAUGGUCUUCAAAGUACAAGAUUGAUCCGACAAAUGGGAUAUGUGAAUCCAAUUGUCGCUUUAACAGCAUUUGCUGAAGAAAGCAACGUUCAACAAUGUUAUGACUCAGGGAUGGACCAUUUUCUCAGGUAA
This is a messenger RNA of Hyaloscypha bicolor E, 3318 nucleotides long. RefSeq lists its product as uncharacterized. The record is from RefSeq and is a predicted model, not a curated record. Gene Ontology annotation, biological process: phosphorylation; phosphorelay signal transduction system. NCBI's taxonomy places the organism in Eukaryota, Fungi, Ascomycota, Leotiomycetes, Helotiales, Hyaloscyphaceae. Gene Ontology annotation, molecular function: phosphorelay sensor kinase activity. The coding region runs from base 1 to 3318 and encodes 1105 amino acids. The transcript has 10 exons.